This is a messenger RNA of Odocoileus virginianus texanus, 2116 nucleotides long. The record is from RefSeq and is a predicted model, not a curated record. Lineage: Eukaryota; Metazoa; Chordata; Mammalia; Artiodactyla; Cervidae.
AUGCCCCGCUUCUCGUUUCAGGGUGCAGCGGAAGACCCGCAGACGGCCCUGGCACUGAACUUGGACCCUGCGCUGACGAAGAAGUCCGACACGGAGGGUGCCAGGAUGCUCUUCCCCGAGAGCGAACUUUCCAUUCGGAUAGAGGGUCUUGCAGUUGGAGUUGGAUUUGGGGCCGUAGGGAAGACGGCAUCGGCCACCUUCGAGAGCGCCAGGAAUUUAGCCCUUGGAAUUGGGAUCCAGAACUUCCCGGAGGGCCUCGCUGUCAGCCUGCCCUUGCGAGGGGCUGGAUUCUCCACCUGGAGAGCCUUCUGGUACGGGCAGCUCAGCGGCAUGGUGGAGCCUCUGGCCGGGGUCUUCGGCGCCUUCGCGGUGGUGCUGGCCGAGCCCAUCCUGCCUUACGCGCUGGCCUUUGCUGCCGGCGCCAUGGUCUACGUGAUUAUGGAUGACAUCAUCCCCGAGGCCCAGAUCAGUGGUAACGGCAAACUGGCGUCCUGGGCCUCCAUCCUGGGCUUCGUGGUGAUGAUGUCGUUGGACGUCGGUCUGGGCUAGUGCCGAGAUGCUUCGGACCCCAGGAACGGCAGCACGAGGAGACGGCCACCGUUGGCUUCGGCAGGACCAGCCUCUUUUCUUCACAUCCAAACGUUUUCCUUCUUCUCCUUUUUCAUCUCAUUACCUUGAUUGACUCUGAUUAAAAUAUGACACUUUUUAGAUUUCUUUUGAGGGAGAUAGUGGUUUUAUUUGGAAUUUCAAGCAGGCCCAGAACUACAGAUUUUUGCUUGGCCACUACGUAGAAUCUUUCUUCAAUGGGAUAACCAAGGACACGCAGAUCAGGGAAAUCUUUUGUACCUUCAGUCGCCCUCGCUAGACUUAACACGAGUUCCUCAAGAUCACCUCUAGACGCAAGAGAGAAGUCUCCUAAGCAUCUUUGCCUAGUGACUCAGAAAGGCCAGGACAGCUCUUAUCCGUCCUUCCUGCUCUUUUACCACUGACCCUCUGUCCAUCAAGACUGGAACAGGAGCAUCAUGGACAAAGCAACCCAGGGCGGAACACACCUUCCUCUUUCUCCCCCACGGGGGAUGCUGCAUGGAAGGAGGCGCAGACGAAGGGAAGAAAAUCAGCUGGUCUUUUCUUUUUCUCUUUUUCUGACGGCAAAGAUUGGCACUGUCGAAGUUAAGGGAAUCAGGACAACUGUGGAUGCACAGUGAGCCAUGUGAACCGAGGACAGAGUGGCACUCUGAUUCGAGAGCUCAGCUCUCUCUAGAUUCCAAGAGCAACUCAUUCUGCCAGGGUCUCCAAGUCCCCCAGACGUGUGUUUUCAUAAGCUUAUAGCCUUCAUUUUUCUAAGAGCCUUGGGGACACCAGCAAAGUGCUGGAACUCAACCCCUUCAUUUACUUUCUGAGGGAGUCACUGAAGCUCGUCUAAGUGAAUAUAAGACUGGGUCCUCCUCCUUUGACUAUUUGGUAAUUUGUAACCUGACCCAGACCUCCUAAGCAGUUUUACUGGAUUUUAGUCAGAAAACUCAGGAUGAGACAGGAAGAAGGGUAGAAUAACAAGAAGUAUUUUUUACAUUUCCCCUUUAAAGUAAAUUUUAGCCAAGUCAUUGUUCUAAAAUGACCCCUAAAGAAUGAGAUUUGAAUGAGACUUGAAGCCAGUCUACUCCCUGAUAUAUACACACAGCUUCUCCUGCAGGGGUGGCAUAUCUAUCUUGUCUACUUCAAACAUAGCUGAGGCCUGCCGUCCUCGCUGGUCCAAGGCGCACAGGGGACCUUGAGUGGGUUCUGCUGACAAGGCAGGCAACCCAAGAGCCAGGAUUUAAGGCAUUGUGUGGUCAAGGCCCACCCCAGGUUGACAUAUCUCAUCACUUCCAAGGGUGGAUACACUGUUCUGGGAAUGCCCUGUGCUGGAUCUAUGUACCUUCUUCCAGAGCACUGAUGAUCAACAUUGAAGACACAUUCAGAAGUUUGAUUGGUGGAGAUUCAUUGGUUUGGUGGUUGGCAUAUAGAUGUUUUUAAAAGUCUUUGUAACAGAGUUCUACAUAAUGCAGACUUCUUUCUGAUGGACAAGACCUCAUAACUGUGAUUAAUACCAAUAAAGGGGAUAUUGUUGUGGAUGACC